This is a messenger RNA of Aspergillus mulundensis, 1005 nucleotides long. RefSeq names its product Rab geranylgeranyltransferase subunit beta BET2. NCBI's taxonomy places the organism in Eukaryota, Fungi, Ascomycota, Eurotiomycetes, Eurotiales, Aspergillaceae. The record is from RefSeq and is a predicted model, not a curated record. The transcript is spliced from 5 exons. Gene Ontology annotation, cellular component: Rab-protein geranylgeranyltransferase complex. Gene Ontology annotation, molecular function: Rab geranylgeranyltransferase activity. The coding region runs from base 1 to 1005 and encodes 334 amino acids. Gene Ontology annotation, biological process: protein geranylgeranylation.
AUGUCUUUGGCUUCAGGCCCUGGCAGGGCCGCUGGGACGCUUGCCGAUCAGAAGCUAUACGCCGAGAAGCAUAUUGACUACAUCAAAAAACUGGAUAGCCGGAAAGAUGAGCUGGAAUACUGGCUCACAGAGCACCUGCGACUUAAUGGAGUCUACUGGGGCUUGACGGCUUUGCAUCUCCUUGGGUGCCCGGACGGCUUGCCGCGCGACAACGCUGUGGACUUUGUCCUCUCAUGCCAGCAAGAAAAUGGUGGUUUCGGUGCUGCACCAGGCCACGAUGCACAUCUGCUGUACACAGUGUCUGCUGUGCAGAUUCUGGUGACCUUGGACGCUGUUGAUGAGCUGGAAAAGCGCGGGUUGGGCGGCAAGCAGAAAGUCGGAUCCUUCAUCGCAGGGCUACAGGACAGGGAGUCUGGCUCUUUCAUGGGUGACGAGUGGGGCGAGUUGGAUACCAGGUUUCUCUAUGGAGCGCUCAACGCCUUAUCUCUCCUGGGGCUUUUGCACUUGGUUGAUGUUACCAAGGCUGUCUCAUAUGUCCAGAAAUGCGAAAAUCUGGAUGGAGGAUACGGAGUCACUCCCGGUGCGGAGUCGCACGCCGGUCAGGUCUUUACCUGUGUAGGAGCACUUGCUAUUGCCGGGCGAUUAGAUCUGGUCGACAAGGACCGCUUAGGUGGCUGGCUUAGCGAGCGACAGCUCGAACACGGCGGGCUCAAUGGGCGGCCGGAGAAACUAGCAGACGCUUGUUAUAGCUGGUGGGUUGGAGCGAGCUUGGCCAUGAUUGACAAGCUCGACUGGAUUGAUGGUCCUAAACUUGUUGCCUACAUCCUACACUGUCAGGAUCCAGAGGCUGGUGGUUUUGCCGACCGUCCCGACAAUGCCGUCGAUGUCUUCCAUACGCACUUUGCCGUGGCCGGCUUAAGCCUUCUUGGGUUCGAAGGUGUUGAGGAAGUAGAUCCCGUCUAUUGUAUGCCGAAAGCAAUCACAAGCAAAGUCUUGUCUGCGUAG